AUGAUUGAACCUGCCAAUGUGGAUGAAUCAAAGCAAAAUGAGGCAGAUAAUAUUCAACAUGAAGAUUUAAAUCAAGAGAAUUGUUUUUCUUUAAAUUUUGAAGAUCCCGGAAAUUGGAAGGACAUCCACAUUGAUCAAAAGACGAGGGACUUUUUAGUUGAAAUAGGUCCAAAAAGAGUUGAUGGCAUCUUGUUUCCCAAAGAUAGUCAAGAAAGAACGAUGAAAAGUAUUGGUCAAUUGGGUAACGAGGGAUAUAAAGAUUGGCAUAAUAUGCAUCGUCGCCUUACAAAUCAUGAAGAGUCUAAGGAGCAUAUAGGCUCCAUGACUAGUUGGAUGGAACUAGAAAAUAGACAUACAAUUGGCCAUCAACAAAGAAAGAGAGCAUUGGAGACAAAAAUGGUUGCUGAAUUUGAUCCAAUAAUAAGAGAAAACAUUCGACGUGCUCAAGCACGUGAGAUUCAGUAUACAUAUCUUGGUCCUAAAAUUCAAAAUGAAUUGAUACAAACUUUGGCAGAUGCGAGUCAUGAGGAGCAAAUGUCUCUGGUAAUACGAUGUGUGGAUGAAUCAAUGGACUCUUCGAUGGUACAAGAAUAUUGGAUUGAAUUUUUGAAAGUGGACAAUACAUCAGGACUGGGACUUUUUACUGAACUUACAAAUGUGUUAACGAAUCUUGACCUUGAUGUUGACAAUAGAAGAGGUCAAGGGUAUGAUAAUGGAGCUAACAUGAGCAGGAGACAUAAAGGUGUACAAAAAAGGUUACUUGAAAUAAAUCCUAGAGCUUUCUAUACUCCAUGUGUGUUCUCUUCUUCUCCCAAACAAUGGAAAAUUUUUAAAUAUAAGAUUGAAGGUCUCACACUUAAGCCAUUGUCCCAAACACGUUGGGAAAGUCAUGUGGAAAGUGUCAAACCUAUAAAAGAGCAAUCUAUACAAAUAAGAGACGCCUUACUUGACUUAGCAAACAUUGUUGAAGAUCCUAAAACAAAGAGUGAAGCUGAGUCAUUAGCAACAUAUGAACUUGAAAAUUUUGAGUUCUUACUUGGUAUGGUCAUUUGGUAUAAGUUAUUGCAUGCUUUCAAUACUGUAAGUAAAUUUUUUCAAGCAGAAAAUAUGGAUAUUGAUGUAGCCAUCAAGCUUUUAGAAGCACUUAUUUUGUUUCUCGAAAAUUAUAGAGAAUCUGGAUUUGCCAGUGCCAUGGAUGAAGCUAAACAAAUAGCAGUUGAAAUGGGAAUUGAAGCUGUUUUUCGAGAGAAACGUAAUAUUCGAAGAAAGAUGCAGUUUGAUGAAAAUGGCAGUGAAGAGGUAACACUAUCAGCUGAAGAAUUUUUUCGAGUUGAUUAUUUUCUCUUUAUAAUUGACCAAGCUCGAUCUUCACUUCAAACUCAGUUUGAACAAUUUAAACAUUAUGAAGAGACAUUUGGAUUUUUGUUUAAUUCGGAGAGAUUAAAGAGUAUGGAUGUUAACCGUUUGUUGAAAUCUUGUAAGAAUCUUGAGCAAUAUUUGAGCCAUAAUGGACAUUCAGACAUUAUUGGUGAUGACUUAUGUACGGAGUUGUUAGUUUUGAAGUGA
Olea europaea var. sylvestris is the source of this 1566-nucleotide messenger RNA. Its product is annotated as zinc finger MYM-type protein 1-like. Bases 1 to 1566 code for a protein of 521 amino acids. NCBI's taxonomy places the organism in Eukaryota, Viridiplantae, Streptophyta, Magnoliopsida, Lamiales, Oleaceae. The record is from RefSeq and is a predicted model, not a curated record. The transcript has 5 exons.